UUGGAACUUCAGUUUCCAUCUUUUUGUGUAGAUUCUGGCCAAAUCCUCCUGCUGAUCUCAAAACUAGGGCACAAGGGGGACCAUCUUAGUUAGAGUUAGGUUGUAGAAGAGAAGCUGGUCAUAUGAUAGUUUCAUGCUAAGCAGAGAGGAGUAUUUGGUAUACAUGAUUGUAUCCCACUGUUGAAGACCUUUGGACCACAUUGUAAACCCAGGAAGAGGCAAACAAGCCUGUAGGAAAACAACUUUGAACAUCUUGUUCUCUGACUAACAAGAAGAAUUUCUACAGAGAAGUAUGGCUGGUCAUGACGUCUUCCCAGUGGACCCUGUACUGGGGUGAAGGGCUCUGAUAACGCUGUACUUUUAAUUCACCUUUAAUGCCUUGUCAUUUUCCAACAGGCUAGUUCCUUCACCUUCACUCUUUCCUAUAGGAAAGGACUGAGAAAAAUGUGAUUUGAAGUUUAAAAUUCUUUGAAUGUGUUAAGAUCACCUCCAAUAAAAAGGGAAUUAGCCUAGGCUUCAAGCCCUAAUUUGGAAAACAAGGUCAUAAAUCAAAUCAUCUAUUGCAUACUUAUCUUAUCCUUUAUUUAUCUUUGCAUAGUGCUGGUGAUCUAAUGCAGGGUCUUGCAUAUGCUAGGAAAGUUCAUCUUGAUGGUAUUGGUGUGACUUCAGCCAGUUUGCCUAGUGGUGGAGACCUGGUAUUUCCUCAUAUGUUUAAUGUAGUCCCUGGAGUGGGGCCUGGGCAUAGGUAUUUUUUAAACUUCCAUAUCUAGUGAGUAUUAACUCUCUGAUUUAAACUCUUGUUCCUUAUUCAGGUUGCAUGGAUAAUAAAUCUGGUUUUCUCUCUAAAGCCAACAACCUAUUUUCUAGUUCUCCAAACUUAUUCCACCUAGUGUCUCCAAAAAGUUAGCUUCAUGCAGUAGUGCAGAUAGUAGUGAUAUCUACUGCUGCUAUUUUGUAGUAGAUAUUUUUUAGACAUGGAUCCUUCUUGAAAACUUCUCCCAGAUCUGUUUCUGACUGCUCUUUCUGUUUUGGUGAAUCCUUCUUCCUUAAAUAAAUGUUGAUGUGCUUAGGGCUUGUCUUACACUGAAUCUUCUCCCAAGGUUAUCUCCUUCCAUACUCUGGGAUUUCAUUCCACUCAAAUAUGAAGCACUAGCCUGAGUUCUCCCUGUGAACUUCAGACCAAUAUAUUUAGCUCCAUGUUGUGCUUUACCUGGGCAUUCCACACACAAUAUUCAUUCCCCAAUGCUCCUUGUCUUGUUUUCCCUAUUAUACUAGCAUUCUAGCUACCAAGGCUGUCAAACCAGAAGAUAGGGAAGUAUCCUGGCUUAUCUCCAUUUCCUUCACCCCACCCUUAAUCAAUCACCUUGUUCUUUCUCCUCUUUGUAUCUAUCUGAGUCUUAUAUAUUUAUCUUUAUCCCUAUAGCCCUUUUGCGUACCUGCUUUCACUGUUGGGCUUCCCAUCUUCAAUCUCAUGGUCCUCUACCCCAUGCCUCCCUGAACAGACUUCUUCAUCACCUUGCUUAAAAGAUGACUUAUCAGAUGACUCUAUAAUUUGUUCCCAAGCCUUGCUCUCCAUCUCAGUUAAUGUACAUCAUUUAGGUGUGCACCACUUUGUAGGAUGCUUUCUUCAAAACUGUUUGGAACUAUUAAGCAUACAUAUCCUUGCUGUCUGAAAUAUGAUUUUGAGAAUCUGCAGCACCUGUAUUACCUGGGAAUGUAUUUAAAAUCCAGAAUCUCACCAGGACAUAGUAUAUCAGAGUUCUCAUUGAGGUCUGCAGGUGAUUUAUAUGCACGUUAAAGUUUAAGAAGCACUGAUUUAUAAUCUUUUUUUAAAUGAGGGACAGAAUUAAAGCUAAGGGAAAUUCUAAUGAAUCAAUAACUGAGGUAAUACCAGUAUAUGCAUGUGGUCAGGUGCUAUACUUAAUUUGGGGGGGUAAUAAGGUUAGACACUCCCUCCGACCUUCCCUUUCACAGAGCUAAAUGACCAGAUCCCCUACCUAUCCUCAGCUGUGAUAGAUAAAAGACCAAGCCUCCCCUCUUGAUUUCUCAAACUGCAGCCUCCCCCUGUCCCUCAGGGCCCACUCAUCCUUUAGCCCAGGUACAACUUCUUCAGAAAGCUCCCUGAAGAAAGAAGUCCCUUGCCGUGGUCAAGGCCAUUAAGGCAUUUUCACACCAUAUAGCAAUCGUGUAUUUCCUGUGCUGGGAAUCAAACCAAGGGUCUCGCAUGCUAAUCAAUCACUCUACCACUUAGCUAAGCCCACAGCCUCAAUUGAUUGUUUCUAGUGGCCAGUACACAGCUGUGUUGAAGGGACCAGGUUCUGAAGUGAGAUACACUUAGGACCCCUCCAACAACAUUUGUUUCUUUGAAACAGAUUUUCCUGCCUGGGCUUAUUUGCCUCAUUGUAAAAUAUGGCUAUUAAUAGUGCUUUACUGUCCAAAACUUUUGAGAGGAAUAAGCCAGCUGUACUCCCCAGGAGCCCAGGUGUAAGCAGUAAACUGCUAAACUGUUGCAGUAUUGAGAGGAAAGCUGGCAAAUGUUGCACCAGGUGGAUCUGAAGGCUUGUGCAGAGUCUUAGACUUUCCCCCACCUCUAAGGAGUCUGGUUGCUCUCUAGCGAGUAGGUGGCGCCGUCGGGUUGAGUGACAGCGAGUGGCCCGCCCCGGGCGUGACGUCGUCCUAGUGUUUUUGCUGCGGCCGCACGUGGUCAACCAAGUCCGCCUCAGACUCAGCAGCAUUCCGCGCCACAGCACCAGCCCGGUUGCCUUCCUGCACCUCCUGUCUGCUAUGUCCACGUCCACGAGCUGCCCGAUUCCGGGGGGCCGGGAACGGCUGCCCGAUUGCUACAGCACUACGCCGGGGGGCACGCUAUACGCCACUACCCCGGGAGGCACCAGGAUCAUCUACGACCGAAAGUUCCUGCUGGAGUGCAAGAACUCACCCAUUGCCCGGACACCCCCCUGCUGCCUCCCUCAGAUUCCCGGGGUCACAACUCCUCCAACAGUCCUACCCUCCAAACUAGAGUUGCUGAAGGAGCAGAAGGAGACAGAGGAAGAGAUACCCGAUGACGCACAAUUUGAAAUGGACUUCUAAUCCAGUGCAGAUGAUCCCCCCCGUGUGGCGUUAUAGAGGGAUCCCAUGCCGCUGUUGCCACCACCUCUUUCUCGGAUAUCCAAAGGACAGCUAGCCUCAUCUAAUCUGGAAAGGAGUGACUUGUUGGUUGCGGACCUCCUUUAAAUCUGGGGCAGCUAGACCAGGGAUAGGAGUGGGCUACUUGCCAAGCCCUUAGAUCUCCUUUCUCUUUGGUCUUUAGGUACUCCUCCCAACCCCCAGGCCUCUAUGCUAAGGGCUAGGACUGAAAGACAGAAUAUGUCACCUUCUGGCUGCUUAGUAAAUAUUCAAACAAAA
Molecule: messenger RNA, 3405 nt
Organism: Ictidomys tridecemlineatus (thirteen-lined ground squirrel)
Lineage: Eukaryota; Metazoa; Chordata; Mammalia; Rodentia; Sciuridae
Gene: Eif4ebp3
Product: eukaryotic translation initiation factor 4E binding protein 3
Biological process (GO): negative regulation of translational initiation
Cellular component (GO): cytoplasm
Molecular function (GO): eukaryotic initiation factor 4E binding
Source: RefSeq, a predicted model, not a curated record